Solanum tuberosum (potato) is the source of this 3321-nucleotide messenger RNA. Its product is annotated as protein NLP7-like. The transcript has 5 exons. The record is from RefSeq and is a predicted model, not a curated record. The coding region runs from base 117 to 3164 and encodes 1015 amino acids. Gene Ontology annotation, molecular function: DNA-binding transcription factor activity; protein binding. NCBI's taxonomy places the organism in Eukaryota, Viridiplantae, Streptophyta, Magnoliopsida, Solanales, Solanaceae.
UUAUAGAAUCAGACUCAGCCAAUUGCCAUUAAACAUAUUUUCCCUUUCUUCUCCACUCGCCACAUACAAAAUCUCUGUGAAAAAAGCAAAAAUUCUGGAGAAAAAAUUGAACAAAAAUGUCGGAACCGGAAGGAGGAAUGACUCAAAAUCACCUUCCGAAGUCAAAGGAGUUGACUCCUCUGCCGCAUACGGCGUCGACGGCGCCGGUGACGGAGAGAGAGUCGAUGAUGAUGGAUCUCGAUUUCGAUAUUGACGCUUCCUGGUCUUUUGAUCAGAUUUUUGCUGCUGCUGCGGCGGUUUCAUCGAAUCCUGCGUCUCCGUUCCUGCCUUGUUCUCCUCUUUGGGCGUUUUCCGAUGAUAACGAUGAAAAACCUGCCGGAAAUGGACUUUCCGGUGCUCUACGUAUCUCCGGCCACCCUAGAUUUGUCGCUUACACUGGUGAUAUAGAAGGUACAACUGAAACUGUCUCUGUCAACGCUGAUAAGGGACGACUUCCUUCACCAAUUUCAGGACUAAUACCUGGAGAUAAUCCAGAUGGGUCUUGUAUAAUCAAGGAGAGGAUGACACAAGCGCUCCGAUACUUAAAGGAAUCCACAGGAGAGCGAGUCUUAGCUCAGGUCUGGGCACCUGUAAAGGAAGCUGGUCGGUCUGUACUCACAACUUCAGGGCAGCCCUUUGUUCUUGACCCAGAGUGUAAUGGGCUUCAUCAAUAUCGAACGGUUUCUCUGAUGUAUAUGUUUGCUGCGGAUGGAGAGACUGAUGGAGUUCUUGGACUUCCGGGCCGUGUCUUCCGCCUUAAGUUGCCUGAAUGGACACCAAAUGUGCAAUACUACUCCAGUAAAGAGUUCCCUCGGCUUGAUCAUGCUCUGCAUUACAAUGUUCGAGGAACUUUAGCGCUGCCUGUAUUUGAACCUUCUGGACGAUCUUGUGUUGGUGUACUGGAACUCAUAAUGACCUCCCAGAAGAUCAACUAUGCUGCUGAGGUGGAUAAAGUAUGCAAAGCACUGGAGGCUGUAAAUUUGAAAAGUUCAGAUAUAUUGGACCACCCAAACACUCAGGUCUAUGUGAUGGGGUAUAUGAACCAGAUCUGCAAUGAAGGCCGGCAGAAUGCAUUGGUUGACAUCUUGGAGAUACUAACUGCAGUAUGUGAAACAUACAAACUGCCUCUGGCUCAGACAUGGGUUCCAUGCAGGCAUCGCAGUGUUCUGGCUGAUGGUGGUGGGUUGAAAAAGAGCUGCAGUAGUUUCGAUGGGAGCUGCAUGGGACAGAUCUGUAUGUCCACAACAGAUGUAGCAUUUUAUGUGGUUGAUGCUCACAUGUGGGGUUUCCGUGAUGCCUGUGCGGAGCAUCAUUUACAAAGGGGACAGGGAGUUGCUGGAAGAGCAUACGCUUCACGAAAAUCAUGCUAUUGUGAAGACAUCACAAAAUUUUGCAAAACCGAGUACCCUUUGGUACAUUAUGCACGCAUGUUUGGGUUGACCAGUUGUUUUGCAAUAUGCUUACGGAGCAGUCACACAGCCAAUGAUGAUUAUAUUCUGGAAUUUUUUCUGCCACCGAAUUCUGGGGAUUACAGUGACCAGCAGGCUUUGCUUAACUCACUCUUAUUGACAAUGAAGCAGCACUUCAGGAGUCUCAGCAUUGCUUCCGGAGGGGAACUUGAGCAUGACUGGAGUUCAGUUGAGAUUAUUCAGGCUUCCAUGGAAGAGAAAAUUGACGCAAAGCCUGAAUCUGUACCAACACCAAUAACUUCUCCUCAACUGACUAGUUUACCAAAUGGAUGGAUGCACCUUGAUCCAGUGGGAGAGCAGCAGUCAGCAGUAGGAUCCAAUGUUUCUAAAGGUGCAAGGAGCACAAGUGGUACAGGUGAAGCCCCUAACCAUGUAUCUAACUCCGACAAUAAAACGUCUGGAAAGAAAUCAGAGAGAAAACGUGGAAAAGCUGAGAAAACAAUUAGCUUAGAGGUUUUGCAGCAGUAUUUUGCUGGAAGUCUCAAGGAUGCUGCAAAGAGUCUUGGGGUUUGCCCUACCACAAUGAAACGCAUAUGUAGGCAGCAUGGGAUCUCUAGAUGGCCAUCUCGCAAGAUAAAUAAGGUCAAUCGUUCCCUUUCAAAGCUAAAGUGUGUAAUUGAAUCCGUUCAAGGAGCCGAAGGUGCAUUUACUCUGACUUCACUGGCACCAAAUUCACUUCCUGCUGCUGUUAGUUCAAUUUCUUGGCCUGCUGGUGCAAAUGUUUCCAAUCUACCAAGUUCACCAUCGUCUAAACCUUCAGUAUUUCCUGGGGAGAAGAAUGAGUUCUCCCACCAUGGAACACCAGAAAGUCACAUAGAAGCUGAACCCUCAAAUCAAAUGCUAGGAGGCAGGGUGGCCAGGAAGGAAGAAUUCACUCCUACGCAGAACGGUUUUCUGCAUGCAGAAGGCACACGUAAGUCCAGAACAGGGAGUGUCUCAAGAGAAGUGAGCGCAGGGACACCUACGUCCCAUGGUUCAUGCCAAGGAAGUCCUUGUGCUGGAAAUGAAUUCUCCCCUCAGAACGAGCUGGUUAAUUCACCGGCACAUGAGUCGUGCAUGAAAGUGGGAGGCUCUCUGGAAGCAGCUCGCCAGACCACAACAGAAAUCAACUUAUCUUCUGCAUUCCUAAUGCCUCAGCCUAUUAUUCCAAAACACACCCAGGAACCAUUUGGAGGAAUGCUAGUUGAGGAUGCAGGCAGCUCUCACGAUCUGAGAAAUCUUUGUUUACCUAGAGACGCUCUGGUUGAUGAACGUGUCCCGGACUACAAUUUUACAAUCCCACCUGUUUCUGAUGCAACUGCCAAGGACCCCGUUUAUGUUCCCCCUGACGCGAUACAACAAUAUUCUGCCUGGCCUGAAGUGACAUCCGUUACAAUAAAAGCAACAUAUAAGGAAGACAUCAUAAGAUUUCGGCUUUGUUUAAAUUCUGGUACAGUUAAGUUGAAGGAAGAAGUAGCAAAGAGGCUUAAAUUAGAGCUUGGCACUAUCGACAUCAAGUAUCUAGACGAUGAUCUUGAGUUAGUUCCUAUUUCUUGUGAUGCUGAUUUGCAGGAAUGUGUCGAUAUCUCAAGAUCAUCGGGCAGCAGUAUUGUGAGGUUGUUGAUUCAUGAUAUUAUGUCCAACCUAGGGAGCUCCUGUGAGAGCUCAGGUAAAUGAUAAAGGAAUUAGGCUGUAAAUACAUAAAAACUAGUGAAGUAAUUAUUGUAAUACUAGGAUGUGUAAAUUUUGAUUGACAGGUUCUCUGUAAUUGUAACAAAUUUCCAAUUGUAUCAAGCCUCUGAGGUAAUAUAGUGUGUUUUCUUGUUUCUUUUGC